Meloidogyne enterolobii is the source of this 1414-nucleotide messenger RNA. The record is from the annotation of a GenBank genome assembly. Lineage: Eukaryota; Metazoa; Nematoda; Chromadorea; Rhabditida; Meloidogynidae.
UUCAAAUUACAAUGUUUCCAUCAAUUGGUAUUGCAAAAAAGAAAAAUCCAGCCGAAAAAGAAUGUAGUCUUCGUGUGAUUGAUUUCAAGCUUUUUCCCUCCACUUCAAGAAAUUAUCCCCGUUUUGAUUUUGAACAAGUUUGUCGAGAAUUGAAUUUUGAUUCCAAACAAACAGAUGUUAAUAAUUGUGAUGGAUUUCAUGACAGGGAUGCUGAGGAAAUUGUUCGACGCCUUGAAGCAAAAUAUGGCACUGGAACGCUCAACUUUUCAUCUCCAACUACUGGAUCUAAGAAACUAAAGAAGAAUAAAAAACCUCUUAAAUUUGUGCCAGAAGAUGUGAUGGACAAAGGACUUGGAUAUGUGCAAGAAGAUGAUUUUAUUGACGAUACUGAAGCGUACGAUGAAUGGGUACCAACAACAAUGGAUACAUUAAAACAUGGACAUUAUGUAAAUAAAGGCCCAUUGGAAUUUCGACAACUUGACAUUGAAACUUCCACUUCAGAGUCAACUUCUAGUGAAUCAGAAAGUAGUUCGUCCUCAGAUGAUGAUGAUAUUGAAAUAUGUGAACGAACAAAUGGAGAACUCCAAAAAACUGAUUCAAAAGAAAAACAUUCCAAUUCAACGUGUGAUAAAGAAAAAGAAAUUUCUACAAAUAGACAAUUAGAAAAUGUUGCCAAUAAUUCUACUUUGGAUAAACUGAAGGAGAAGGAAGAUUCGACUACAAUCCUCAUGUUUAAUGAUGAUGACUUUCCUGUUUUGGCGAGUUCAAUGGGGCAUGGCAGUCAACAACCACAGAAGAGUACCUCAUUGGUGAAUGACGACUUGAAAGAAAAAAGGCCAAAUGUGACGGAAAUUGCCCCUGAGAAUGUAGGAAUACGAACACAUCCUGAUGGACGCGUUACGAACAUUCCGCCAGGGAUGCUCAAUGACCAAUUUGGUAUGGCUGGAUUGCUUACAUUUUUAAGAACAAUUGAAAGCUCGCCAUCAAUAGUUGGACUCGCCCUAGGUCAUGACUUGACAAAUUUGGGGUUAAAUCUAAACUCAUCAAAAAGGAAUUUAUUUCAAACAUUUGGUGGUCCAUGGGCGGACUUUCCUUGUAGAAUUCAGGACUUGGAUGCAAAAGUACCAGAAGAAUAUUUGACAAAUGCUACAAUUAGGGAUAAAUUACCAAAUAUUAAAUUAAAUAAACUUCAUGAGGAUGUUCUUUUCUACCUCUUUUAUAACUGCCCUGGCGAAGUUUAUCAAGUUGCUGCUGCUUCUGAAUUAUAUGCGCGUGACUGGCGGUUUCACAAAAUUGAACGUUUUUGGCUACAAAGGGCAGCAUUUUCAGCUCCACCACGUGAAAUUGGUGGAACAUAUGAAAGAUGUCAAUAUAAUGCUUUUGAUCCAAUACAAUGGAGAAGGGUAUAAUUUUA